Messenger RNA from Marmota flaviventris (yellow-bellied marmot), 1377 nucleotides. It is a transcript of the gene Nhlrc3, whose product is annotated as NHL repeat containing 3. The record is from RefSeq and is a predicted model, not a curated record. Gene Ontology annotation, molecular function: protein binding. Lineage: Eukaryota; Metazoa; Chordata; Mammalia; Rodentia; Sciuridae.
ACUGGUUCGGCCCUCUGGGCACCUGACAUGGGGCGGGAACCUGGAAAGUCGCUACAAACCCGGAACUGGUCUUCCUGGACUUGAGUUUCUUUUGCCUUCUGUUUCCUUGUACCUCUGGGAAGGGGGUAGGAUAUAAGGGUCUUCAGCCGGGGCAUCCAGACUGACGCUCUGCAGCUACCAGCCUCUCAGGCUUGGGGGGUUGUCCGGCACCCCUCACCUGUGGACCCUUCCCUCCCGUAACUCUGGUCAUGGCGAGAUUUUGGGUCUGCGUGGCCGGUGCCGGCUUUUUUCUUGCAAGUCUGGUUUUGCAUUCGCGUUUUUGUGGCUCCCCGGUUUUAAGGAACUUUGCUUUUCAAAUUUCCUGGAGAUCAGAGAAAGUUGCUUACCGGCUGGAUUUGGAUUGGCCUAAGUAUUCAGACUACUUUACAGGAACAACAUUUUGUGUUACAGUUGACUCACUCAACGGAUUGGUUUAUGUAGCCCAAAGAGGGGAUAACAUCCCAAAGGUAUUAGUGUUCACAGAGGAUGGAUAUUUCCUACGAGACUGGAAUUAUACAGUUGACACACCUCAUGGUAUGUUUGCAGCCAGUACACUACAUGAACAAUCCGUCUGGAUCACAGAUGUAGGAAGUGGAUCGUAUGGCCAUACUGUUAAAAAAUACAAUACCUUUGGUGAUCUUGUUCAAGUCUUGGGUACGCCCGGGAAAAAAGGCACUGGUUUGAAUCCUCUGCAAUUUGAUAACCCUGCAGAACUCUAUGUAGAUGACACAGGAGAUAUUUACAUUGUGGAUGGAGAUGGUGGAUUGAAUAACAGAUUGAUCAAACUGUCCCAAGAUUUCAUGAUCCUUUGGCUGCAUGGACAAAAUGGGACAGGGCCUGCUAAGUUCAACAUACCUCACAGUGUUACACUUGAUUCAUCUGGUCGGGUAUGGGUUGCUGACCGAGGAAAUAAAAGAAUCCAAGUAUUUGAUAAGGAAACUGGAGAGUGGUUAGGAGAAUGGAAUAAUUGUUUCACAGAAGAGGGACCUUCUUCAGUUAGAUUUACUCCAGAUGGGAAGUACUUGAUUGUGGCCCAGCUGAAUCUCAGCAGGCUGUCCUUUCUGGCAGCACCCCCGGUGGGAAGCAUUGGUGACUGCUCUGUGAUCAGCACAAUCCAACUACCAGAUCAAGUUUUGCCGCAUCUCUUAGAAGUUGACAGAAAGACUGGAGCAAUCUAUGUAGCAGAAAUUGGGGCAAAACAAGUUCAAAAAUAUGUCCCUCUGAAUAGCUAUCUUCUUGCAUUCGAUGUAUAGAAUUUUAUUCCUGGCAAUACUUGAGGGCAUGGCAGUUCAGCUUCAUAGAUUCAUUAAAGGUUUACCAUUGCUAUCCAAGCACAAA